Pseudonaja textilis is the source of this 2381-nucleotide messenger RNA. It is a transcript of the gene NOP2, whose product is annotated as NOP2 nucleolar protein. Gene Ontology annotation, cellular component: nucleolus. NCBI's taxonomy places the organism in Eukaryota, Metazoa, Chordata, Lepidosauria, Squamata, Elapidae. Gene Ontology annotation, molecular function: rRNA (cytosine-C5-)-methyltransferase activity; RNA binding. The record is from RefSeq and is a predicted model, not a curated record. Gene Ontology annotation, biological process: maturation of LSU-rRNA; rRNA base methylation.
ACGGAGGGGCGGGCGGAGCUCACCCACGUGUCCCACUCCACGCCAAAGCGGAGGCCUUCUAAGCCAUGGGGCGCAAGUUGGACCCGAACCGGCAGGCAAAGCGCGGGCCAGGUCGGAAGGCCCGCAAGCAACGUGGGGCGGAGGAGGAGCUCGCCCGCUUUUUGCCGCCCGCACUUGAUGACAAUGCAACAAAACUUUCCACUCAUGCCCGACGAAGAGCUGCAAAAAGACGGAUUAAAUCUGAGAAACUGCAGAUGAACAAGAAUGUCCCCAAUCACCAAAAUGUGACAGCUAAAAGGAAAACACUCAAGUUGGCAAACAAGGGGAAAAGUUCUCCAGAGAACGGUGCAACUAACGGUAGCACUGAUGCUGCCACGCAGCUCGCUUCCCCUGCCUUAAGGAAGAAAAGAUCCAGGACUGAAGAGAGCAAAGAAGACAAAGAAGAAAGCAUGGCUUUCAGCGAUGAAGAUGAUCUAAGUGAGGAUGAGAUUAUGGAUGACCAUGGAGUUGCUUCCUCUAGUGAUGAAGAGCUCCUGCCUAUAGAACGAGCUGCUCGAAAACAAAAGACGGAAGGGGAGGACAUCAGUGAGGAUGACAGUGAGGAGGAGACACCACCGUCCAAGCAGAGGACAGAGCAAGAGGAAGAAAAGGACACUAACCUGAAGCUCAACGUGGAGGCAGAGGAGUGCUUCGUGCUUCCCAGUGGGCAGGAGAUAGAGAAGGAAGCUGCUCAGCCUCCUGAUCUCCAACUCAUUCAUCAGCGUAUAAAAGAUAAUAUGGAGGUGCUUCAGGAUUUCAGUUCGAAGCGAGAGAAGGGACGCUCAAGGCAGGAAUAUUUAUCCCUUCUUCAUCAGGAUCUUGCUGCAUAUUACUCUUACAGUGAUUUCUUAAUUGGAAAGAUGACAGAACUCUUCCCUCUGUCUGAGCUAGUUGAAUUCUUGGAAGCCAAUGAGGUCUCUCGGCCAGUGACCCUCCGCACCAAUACACUGAAGACAAGACGCCGUGAUUUAGCCCAGGCCUUGAUAAACCGUGGAGUGAAUUUAGACCCAUUAGGAAAGUGGUCAAAAACCGGGCUUGUUGUUUAUGACUCCUCUGUGCCUAUCGGUGCCACCCCAGAAUACUUAGCUGGACACUACAUGCUGCAAGGUGCUUCCAGCCUUCUCCCUGUUAUGGCUCUGGCCCCUCAGGAGAAUGAGCGCAUUCUGGACAUGUGCUGUGCCCCAGGAGGCAAGACCAGUUACAUAGCUCAGCUGAUGAAGAACACAGGGGUGAUACUAGCCAAUGACAGCAAUGCGGAACGUUUGCACAGUGUGGUGGGAAACUUGCACCGCUUAGGAGUCACAAACACUGUUGUGAGCCACUGUGACGGGCGCCAGUUUCCUAAGGUGCUGGGUGGAUUUGACAGAGUCUUGCUUGAUGCUCCCUGCAGUGGUACUGGUGUUAUUUCAAAGGACCCCACAGUCAAAACUAAUAAGGAUGAAAAGGACAUUUUGCGCUGUGCUCACCUGCAGAAGGAGUUGAUCCUCAGUGCCAUUGACUCUGUUAACGCAACCUCUGAGACUGGGGGAUACAUUGUGUACUGUACUUGUUCAGUCAUGGUAGAAGAGAACGAGUGGGUGGUGGAUUAUGCCCUGAAGAAGCGCAACGUCCGCUUGGUACCAACGGGUCUGGACUUUGGCAAAGAAGGAUUUACCCGGUUUAGGGAGCGUCGUUUCCAUCCUUCCUUGAAAUCCACACGCCGUUUCUAUCCGCAUACCCACAAUAUGGAUGGGUUUUUUGUGGCCAAAUUGAAAAAAUUUUCCAAUGCCAUUCCUAAACCUCUGAAAGAUGAAGUGCCCAGUGAGGAGCUAACAACGCAAGCAGUAAAAGAUGGAUCUGCUCCAGCUCCAACUGAACCUCCAUCUAAAAAGAAAAAAGGUCCAGAAAGUAAAGCCAAUCAGCAGCCGGCUUCAAAGCAAGAGCUUUCAGCUGCAAUUGCAGGCAGGAAGGAGACUAAAGGAGAAUUGAAUGCUAAUAAAAAGAAGAAACUGCUUGUUGCCUCCAAGAAAAGCAAUUUUCAGAAGAAGUCCAGACUCUUGAAUGCUGCUAGGCCCUCUCCUGGAGGACUAAGGGCUAAAUCAACUCCCAGAAAAAAAGGCGGGGUACAACGAAACCCCCAGUAGAAGGGGGCUGUUAGGUUUCAUACACCAUGGAAUAAUUGCUGGCAAUUCUGGGGUGACUGUUGGGAGAUCUUGACUACCAAGAUAACUUGUCCUGGCAAGACUCGUGCAGAAGGCAUUUCCCCUUUGCACUUCAGGUGUUUCAUUUAUUUUUAGCCUGUUGAAGGGCAGAGACUAUUUGUAUGAGACCCCUACCUGUCAUUAAAAAUUUCCUUGAUCUCA